UGUAAAUCAUAUCUUUUCAGCUGGGAUGUCAAGUAGUCAGCGAGCAGAAAGUGGGCAUGCUUUUUACAAGAGGUUUGUUUCUAAAGAAAACACAUUGUUAGAUUUUAUGGUUCAGUUUAAUCGGGCUGUCACACGUCAACGACAUAUGGAAUUAAUGGAGGACCAUGUUGACAUCAAUGAGAAGCCAAAUUUUCACUCACCCUUUGAGAUGGCAGACCAAAUGGCUCGUGUUUAUACACAUGAAUGCUUUAAACAAUUUUAUGAUCAGUUGUCGCAGUGUUGCAAUUAUAUAUUUGAGCUCUCACAUGAGAAUGAUACGUAUAUGGUGUAUAUUGCACUGAGAAAAAAAAUGGAGAACCCCAAGGGUCAUGAAAUUAUUUAUGCUAAAGAGUCAGAUUUUGUAUCAUGCAGCUGCAAAAAAUUUGAGACGGUCGGGAUACCAUGUAGACAUAUUUUGGCAUUUCUCAUAGUUAUACGACUUGUUGAUAGAUUGCCAGAUCAAUACAUCUUAAAGAGGUGGACGAAAUCAAGAAAAGCUGAGACAGUUCUUGAUGAUGUCGGUGUGGAGAUAACAGAUAAUAGAGAUUUUCUUGCCAGGCGGAGUCGGUUAUGCCAAUAUGCUGUAGAUGUAAUUGAUAAGAUUAUGGGUAGCGAAGAAGCAAGUGAUUUGUUUGUAGAUUCAUUAAAGAGUGUUCUGGAGAUGUAUAAUUCCAUGAUGGCUGAUGGUGAGACUGUUGAGUCUGCAAUAGUGCCAGCUGAACAAAAAAGUCUUCCUUCUCAACACAUUUAUAAUGAACCUAUUCAAGUAAGGGCCAAAGGAUGUGGGAAAAGAUUGAAGGCAGGGAAAGAGAAGGGCAGAUUGAAAGCUGCAAAGAAGGCAAAUGGUAAAGGUAGAUUUUGUCAUGGAUGUAACAAAAAUGACCAGCAACAUGAUAAAAGAAAUUGUCCUGAGUUGAAGAAUAAAAAUGACAUAUCAAUCCCUCAAACUGGAGAGGAUACAAGUGACCCAAGUACGGAUGAGGAAGAGUAUUCCAACACAGGAGUUGAUGAGUUUGCGUAGCAAGCCGAGCAUGAUUGUCCAAAAUUAUUUGUCAUCCCUUGUCGAUUUUAUUUGAUUAUGCACUCAUCUGCAAUGCUAAACAAUUUUCUCAUGUAGGAUUGUUUAAUUUGUAACUAUUGUUACUGUUCAGAGAUG
Messenger RNA from Rosa rugosa (rugosa rose), 1195 nucleotides. RefSeq names its product protein FAR-RED IMPAIRED RESPONSE 1-like. Lineage: Eukaryota; Viridiplantae; Streptophyta; Magnoliopsida; Rosales; Rosaceae. Gene Ontology annotation, biological process: regulation of DNA-templated transcription. Gene Ontology annotation, molecular function: zinc ion binding. The transcript has 2 exons. The record is from RefSeq and is a predicted model, not a curated record. Bases 26 to 1060 code for a protein of 344 amino acids.